Messenger RNA from Parastagonospora nodorum SN15, 5259 nucleotides. RefSeq lists its product as hypothetical. NCBI's taxonomy places the organism in Eukaryota, Fungi, Ascomycota, Dothideomycetes, Pleosporales, Phaeosphaeriaceae. The transcript is spliced from 3 exons. The record is from RefSeq and is a predicted model, not a curated record. Bases 1 to 5259 code for a protein of 1752 amino acids.
AUGCCUUCCCCAGCAGCAGGAAAGAGUGAUACCCCCCGCACUCCUACUAAGCUCGGACGGAAGCCACAGUCAGCUGCGCCAAAACUGAACAAGCCUCAGUCGACAACGGAGGACGCCCCCACCUCUGAUGUCUCUGAGAAGGCGCAAGACACCAAGCAACAAGGAGAAGGCCUUCUAGGCGACGCCAAGGAGAAGGGCGAGGAAGCAAAGGGUCAAGUUGAAGACACUGCUGAGGAUACGAAGAGCGGAGCUGAGAGUACUGCAAAGGACACUAAGAAGCAAGCACAAGACACCGCAGAUGACACGACAGAAGACACAACCGGCAAGGUCUCACAGGCUGGCGACGAGCUAGAACAGGCCGAGCCCAAGCCCAUUGACGACGAUGUCGACGAGGCAGAAGGUGAGGCAGAAGAGACCGGCGACGACGCUACGCAAAAGGCUGGAGAAGAGCUCGAGGAGGAUGUCGACACCAACGACAAUACCGAAGACGAUGCGACUGACACCGCCAGCAAAGCCGCAGACAGUGGCAAGCAGGCAGGUGAGGGUGCAUUGAGCGGAGCCCGCGGUCUCGCCGGCCGCGCUUCAAACCUCGCCGGCAAGGCCUCAAAGGACCCCAAGGGAGCUGCUCAAGAUGCUGGCGACGAUGUUCAAGACACCGCCGAGGACGUCAAGGAUACCGCCGAAGAUACCGCCGAAGACGCUAAGGAUACUGCCGAAAGCGCGACUGAUGAUGUUCAGGAUAAGGCGAAGAGCACUGCAGAUGAUGCGGAAGACACAGUAGAGGAUACCGCAGAUGGUGCUAAGGAUACUGCCGAGGACACUGCAGACGGUGCGAAGGACACUGCCGAGUCCGCAAAGGGCACUGCUGAGGACGCAACUGAAGAAGCGACCGAAGACGUCCAGAGCAAGACCGGCGAUGUCAAGGAUUCUGUCGAAGACACCACUGGCCAAGAUCUCCCAUACACCCCAGAUCUAAACCAACUCAAGGGCCUUGAGGUCGACGAGGAGGGUCUCAUCAAAGACAAGGAUGGCAAGGACAUUGGCCACCUUGUUGAGGGUGACGCCGAAGACCUCGCCGGCUACCCAAUUGGCGAUAACGGUGAGAUCCUCGAUGACGAUGGUGACCUUGUCGGCCGCUGCGAACUUUUGCCAGAAGUGGUAGAAGAGCAGAAGAAGCAGGCCGAAGGAGGCGACGGUCUCAAGAUGCCCGACAUCGACGUUCUCAAGGGUCUUACCGCCGACCGCACUGGUCAGAUCCUUAACGAGGAUGGUGACUUCAUUGGACGUCUCGUUGAAGGUGACCCAUCUGAGAUCCAAGAUCGCGAGUUCAACGAGAAGGGCGAGAUUGUCGAUGAUGAAGGCAACGUCAUCGCUCGCGCUGAGCUCACUGAAGAAGCUGCCGACCUCGUCGAUCAGGAAGAAGAUGAGGAAGGCGAGGAUGGCAUCGCUGAGAAGGCAGAACAGGCCAAGGGCGAUGUUGAGGAGACUGCUGAGGGCGCCAAAGAUGAUAUCCAGGAGGAGGCUGCCGACAUUGAGGAUGAGCUCCCCGGCGUCGAAGCCCUCGAGGGCAUGCAAGUCAACUCCGAAGGUGACAUCCUCAACGAUGACGGCGAUGUUGUCGGCCACGUUGAGGAAGGCGCUCUUGAGAACGUUGAUGACAUCAAGGGCCUCACUGUCAAUGACAAGGGUGAAGUUGUCGACAGCGAAGGCAAUGUGCUCGGCAAGGUAGAACUUGCUGAGGGUGCUGCCGACAAGCUCAAGGAGUCUGCCUCUGGCGCUCUCGACACCCGCAUUCUUGAUGGCCUCAAGGUCAACAAAAAGGGCAAGGUGCUCGACUCUGAGGGCGAGGAGAUUGGUGAGCUCAAAGACGGCGAGCUUGACCAGUGCAUCGGCAAGAAGAUCAACGAAAAGGGCGAGGUUCUUGACAAGGACGGAAACGUCAUUGGAAAGGUCGACGUCGUUGCCGGCGAGGCUGCCUUCGAGGCCAUCAAGGAGCUCAAGGAGCGUCUUGGUGAGACUGAAGACGCCGAGGGCGAAAACCCUGAAGGUGAAGAUGCCGAGGGUGAGAACGCCGAGGAGGAAGAGCCUCAAGAGGUUGAAGUCACUCCCGAGAUCGACACUCUUGAGGGCUUCAAGGUCAACAAGAAGGGCCAAGUCCUCGACGAAGAGGGUGAGCCCAUCGGUGAGCUUAUCGAAGGUGACGCCAAAGAAUGUGCUGGAAAGAAGAUCAACGAGAAGGGCGAAGUCGUCGACAAGGACGGCAAAGUCCUCGGAAAGGUCAAGGCACUUCCCCAGCUCGUACCUGCCGACGAGGCACCCCAAGAGCCUGAGGUCGAAGAGGUUGAGGUCACACCCGAGAUCGAUACUCUCGAGGGUCUCAAGGUCAACAAGAAGGGCAAAAUUCUCGACGAGGAGGGUGAGCCUAUUGGCGAGCUUGUCGAGGGUGACGCUAAGGAGUGCGCCGGCAAGAAGGUCAACGAGAAGGGUGAAGUACUUGACAAGGACGGCAAUGUCAUUGGCAAGGUCAAGGCCCUUCCCAAGAUCAUCGAGCAGAAGGUUGGCGAAGCCGAAGACGCCGCCGAUGAGGCUGGCGAGGCCGCAGAAGACGCCCAAGAUGCUGCCGAAGACGCGCAGGACGCAGCCGAAGACGCAGCCGAAGAGGGUGAAGAGGGCGAGAACCGCCCACCUCUUUCUAUCCUUGAGGGUCUCUCUGUCAACAAGUCUGGCAAGCUCAUCGACAGUAACGGUAACAUCGUCGGUGAACUGAUCGAGGGUGAUGCUAAGAAGCUCUCCAAGUCUGGCCUCACUGCCGAUGACGAGGGACAGUUCUGGGACAACAAGGGCCACGUCAUUGGCCGCGCCCAGACCAUUCCCCAGGAAGAGGCUGAGGAGGAAGCACCAUUCGCUGGUCUCAAUGGACUUGUCGUCGUUAAGGACGGCUUCGUUGAGGACGAGAACGAAAACCGCGUCGGCAAGGUCGUCGAGGGUGACGGUCGCGCUGUCGACGAGGAUGGUGAUAUCCUUGACAAGAAGGGCUCAGUUGUUGGCCAUGCCGAACGCUACGAAGAGCCUGAAGAGGAGGCGCCAGCGGAAGAGGACCCCAUUGACCUCUCCAGCCUCCAGGGCAAGACUGUCAACAAGCAAGGCAAUGUUAUUGGUGACGAGGGUGUUCCUGUUGCUCGUCUCGUUGAGGGCAACGCUAAGGAACUCGCUGGCAGGAAGCUCGACGACCAAGGCCAGCUUUGGAACGACUCCGGAAAGGUUGUUGGCCGUGUCGAGCUCAUCCCUGAGAACGAGCGUGAAGCUAAGCCUGAGGGACCUUUCGCUGGCCUUCAAGGCCUUCGCGUUGUUGCCGAUGGCAAGGUCGCUGACGAGGAUGAGAACAUUGUCGGACAGGUUGUCGAGGGUAACGCUAAGCGUCUUGUCGGCAAUGCCGUCGAUGAAGAUGGUGACAUUCUUGACAAGUACGGCAACGUCAAGGGUCACGCCGAGCCCCUUGAGGACGAGGAAGAGCCCGAGCCAGAGGAUCUCUCUAUCCUUGAUGGCCUUACUCUGAACAAGCAAGGCUACCUGGUCGACAGCAACGGUACUCCCAUUGGCCGCCUUGCUGAGGGCAAAUUGGAAGACCUUGUCGGCCGCAAGUCGGAUGGCGAAGGUCAGAUCCACAACGACACUGGCAAGGUCGUCGGCCGAUGCGAGCUGAUCCCCGAGAACGAGCGCGUCCAGCGCAAGGAGGGACCGUUUGCCGGAUUCGAAGGACUCCGUGUUGUUAAGGACGGAUUCGUUGAGGAUGGUGAGGGCAACCGUGUUGGUCAGCUCACCGAAGGCGACAAGAAGAAGCUUGUUGGCCACGCCGUUGACGAAGACGGAGACAUCAUCGACAAGUACGGUAAUGUCAAGGGCCACGCCGAGCCUUACGAGGAGGAGGACGAGGUCGAAGUCGACCUCAGCGCACUUGCUGGCUGCACUGUCAACAAGGCUGGCAACGUUGUCGAUUCCAGUGGCCAGAUCCUUGGCCGUGUUGCUGAGGGAGACCCAUCCACCAUGAUCGGCAAGAAGGUCGAUGGCAAGGGCCAGAUCUGGGACAACGAAGGCAACGUCAUCGGACGUGCUGAACUCUCCAAGGGCGCCAACUCUGGACCUGAGGGACCAUUCGCUGGCUUCGACAACAACAAGGUCGUCAAGGAUGGUACCGUCCAGACUGCAGAUGGCGACAUCAUCGGUCGUGUCAUUGAAGGCGAUGUCAAGAAGCUUGCCGGCCACAAGGUUGACGAGGAUGGCGACAUCAACGACAAGAACGGUAACGUCAUCGGUAAGGCCGAGCGCUGGGAGCCAGAGGAGAAGGAGCGCCGCAUUAACCCCAUGUCUGGCAUGCGUGUCAACAAGGAGGGUGAGGUCCGCGACGAGAACGGUGACAUCCUUGGUCGUCUCACUGCUGGUGACCUUGGUCACUGCGCUGGUCUCGAGAUUGACGACAACGGCUACGUUAUCGACAACGACGGCAACAAGGUCGGAGAAGUCACUCUCCUCGAGAACAUUCAAGAGGAAGAGCCCGAAGAUGAGACCGACGAGGAGAAGCAGCGCCGUGAGGACGCUGAGCUUGCCAACAAGAUGUCUAAGAUCUGCACCGACACUCUUGAGCGCGUCCAGCCCGUCAUGAAGCAAAUCACCGACCACAUCGAGCAAGCCGACCGCACACCCCGCGACGAGCUCGACGAAGAAGAACUCGUCAACAACGUCAAGCCACUCAUUGAGGAAGGCUCGCGCCUCCUCAACGACUGCAACGGCUCGCUGCGCGGCCUCGACCCCGACGGCCGCAUUGCCGCGCAAGCCAAGGGCCGCCAACAAACCGGCGAAGCCUCGCCCGAAGAAUACAAACUCGCAGACAACCUCAAGGAACUCACCACCACGGUCGUCACCACCAUCGACAACGCGAAGAAGAAGAUCGCAGACAUGCCGCAUGCCAAGAAGAAGCUCAACCCGCUCUGGAGCUUGCUUACCGAGCCGCUGUUCCAGAUCAUCGCGGCUGUUGGUCUGCUGCUGACGGGUGUGCUCAACCUCGUUGGUCGUCUGCUCAACGGCCUUGGUCUGGGCGGACUUGUCAACGGUCUGCUGGGCGGUUUGGGAAUCAACAAGCUGCUCGGCGGCCUGGGUCUCGGAUCCGUCAGCGAUAUGCUUGGCGGCGGAAAGAAGGACAAGAAGAAGGGCGGUGGCGUGAGCAACAUCCCUGUUGUUGGCGGUCUGCUUGGAAAGAAAUAG